This is a messenger RNA of Euleptes europaea (tarantolino), 2148 nucleotides long. It is a transcript of the gene AGGF1, whose product is annotated as angiogenic factor with G-patch and FHA domains 1. NCBI's taxonomy places the organism in Eukaryota, Metazoa, Chordata, Lepidosauria, Squamata, Sphaerodactylidae. The record is from RefSeq and is a predicted model, not a curated record. Gene Ontology annotation, molecular function: protein binding; nucleic acid binding. The coding region runs from base 1 to 2079 and encodes 692 amino acids. The transcript has 14 exons.
AUGGCGGAGUCCCCGGAGCCGGACGCCGAGUCGGGGGCCCUGCGGGAAAAGGUAGCGGCCCUGGAGGCGGAGUUGGAGGCCUGUCGGAGCCGGCUGGAGCGAGAGAAGAAGCUGCGCCUCAAAGCCCAGGCCAGCGCGGCCAAAUUACGGAGAGAGGUUGAAGUACUCAGUAAGGAGAGCAAUGAUAGAAAAAGAAGCGAGAAGGCAACAUCCAGUAUAGAAGUGCAAACUGAAGACUAUGAUGCAUGGUCACAUGCAGAUUAUUACUAUUAUAGCUAUUAUAACAGUACUGAGCCUCAGCCUGAUUUAUCUGGAGAGCCGGUACAGCCAAAUAGUGAUCAUGAAGGCUCAAAUUCUAAUGGUACAGAGCAGUUACCAUUAAGUGAUCAUUCAGCUGUUAAUGGUACAAGCCACAAUGAACGUGAGAUGCAGGAUAAUGUAAUUCAUGAUGUGCAGGAACCAGAAGAUACUUCAUUAGCAGAAGGUACGUUAGCAGAAAGUUUAAGGGCUGCGGCAGAAGCUGCUGUUUCACAAACAGGAUUUAUAUAUGAUGAAGGCACUGGAUUAUAUUAUGACCACAGCACUGGAUUUUAUUAUAACUCGGAAACCCAACUCUAUUAUGAUCCAACCACUGGAAUUUAUUAUUACUGUGAUGUUGAAAGUGGCCGCUAUCAGUUCCAUUCUCGUGUUGAUCUACAGUCUUAUGGAACUUCAGCUGCACAGCAGACCAAAGACAAAAAAAGCAAAAAGAAGAGGAGAGAUGCUGAGUGGCCUAAGGCAAAUGAACACAAGGAUACAGAUGAGCAAAAAUCAUCCAGCACUCUGAAUUGUCUUUCAACCUCUAAUGAAUUAAGCUCUCCAGAAGAGGAAGAUUUUCCAAAUGUGAAAAAGGCUAAAGUGGACAGGGAUGUAAGAAACAGCCUGUCAUCCAAAGAACCAAGUACCACAAAUGGCACCAGUUUAAAUCUUACCAAGAAGGUCAAACAAUGCACUGGUCUUAUGGAUGAUGAUAAGACGGAGUCGGAAAGUGAAACAGAAGAAGGGGAAAUUACAGAUUCUGAACAGGAGGAUUAUAGUAGUGAAGAUGAAGUAACAAGCGAAGAAACUGUGAAUUCAGAAGAAACUGACAGCGAAGAUGGAGACAAGAUCUGGCCGCCUUGUAUUAGAGUGACUGUGAUUAGAUCACCAGUUCUGCAGAUGGGAUCUCUGUAUAUCAUCACAGCUGUCAAGCCCGCCACUAUUGGAAGAGAGAAGGGUAUGGAACACACACUACAGAUUCCAGAAGUUGGAGUUAGUAAGUUUCAUGCAGAAGUAUACUUUGAUCACGAAUUGCAGAAUUAUGUUCUUGUGGAUCAAGGCAGUCAGAAUGGUACUGUGGUUAAUGGAAAUCAAAUACUGCAGCCUAAAGCAAAAAGUGAUCCUUACAUUCUGGAACAUGGUGAUGAAGUCAAGAUUGGAGAAACUGUACUGUCCUUUCAUAUACACCCUGGCAGUGAAACCUGUGAUGGAUGUGAACCAGGGCAAGUCAGAGCCCAUCUUCGCCUUGAUAAGAAAAGUGAAUCUUCCAUUGGCCCUGCACUGACAAAAGAAGAGAAAGAGUUAAAUAGAAGAAAAGCAUUAAAACAAAUACGUGUAAAAUAUGGUUUACAGAAUGCAGAAUAUGAAAAUGAUAAUGUGGUGAAAAAUCCAAAGUACAAGGACAGAGCAGGAAAGCGCCGUGAGAUGGUUGGAAGUGAAGGAACCUUUCAUAGGGAUGAUGCUCCAGCCUCUGUACAUGUUGAAAUUAGUGAUAGCAACAGAGGUCAUAAAAUGUUGGAGAAAAUGGGAUGGAAGAAAGGUGAAGGACUUGGAAAGAGUGGUGGUGGAAUGAAAGAUCCGAUCACACUACAGCUGCACAGAAAACAUGCAGGCCUGGGUGCAAGUAUUCCCAUCUCAACAGAAAAUGUUCAGAUUGUCAACACAAAGAACAAGAGGAACUGGGACAAAGCAAGAGAGAGAUUUGCUGAAAAUUUCCAGGACCCUAAAACACAGAAAAAUGUAUCAAAAAAUCUGCCUUGGGUUAGAGAAACAGCAGAAUGAGAUGGUCAGUUGAAAUUACUAACAUGUUUAAAUAGCUAGAGUUUAUUUUAUGGUAAAAUUGGGGUUGAG